AUGGCUCUUACUGGUAGCGACAUCUUUAAGAUCAUCUUUGCUAUUAUCCUCCCUCCCUUGGGUGUUUUCCUUGAACGGGGUUGUGGUGCUGAUAUACUCAUCAACAUUCUUCUUUGCUGUCUUGGUUAUGUUCCUGGCAUCAUCCAUGCUCUUUACAUCAUCUUAAAAUAUUAA
Molecule: messenger RNA, 174 nt
Organism: Schizosaccharomyces osmophilus
Lineage: Eukaryota; Fungi; Ascomycota; Schizosaccharomycetes; Schizosaccharomycetales; Schizosaccharomycetaceae
Gene: pmp3
Product: plasma membrane proteolipid Pmp3
Exons: 2
Coding region: 1-174 (57 amino acids)
Cellular component (GO): membrane
Source: RefSeq, a predicted model, not a curated record